Molecule: messenger RNA, 6495 nt
Organism: Neoarius graeffei (lesser salmon catfish)
Lineage: Eukaryota; Metazoa; Chordata; Actinopteri; Siluriformes; Ariidae
Gene: sbk3
Product: SH3 domain binding kinase family, member 3
Exons: 4
Coding region: 194-1333 (379 amino acids)
Biological process (GO): peptidyl-threonine phosphorylation; peptidyl-serine phosphorylation
Molecular function (GO): ATP binding; protein serine/threonine kinase activity
Source: RefSeq, a predicted model, not a curated record
CAGUCUGGUUGGAGUAGACACUCAGACGCUUGUAGUCAUUCCAAACCAUAGCGGAUAACUGAUAGCUGUACACUCACGAGGUCCACUGUACUUACAUUUAAAUAGUAAAUUAGGGUGCCAUCCCAUACAAAUGGACAAGACUGAGUGAAGACGUGUAAAGAUUUUCUAAGAGACCUAAUCUGGCUAUUCAGCCAUGUCCGAUGCUGCACGGGAUCUGGACGAGCUGUGCUAUCUCACAGCUCAGUGUAUGACGUCGAUGGUGACCUCAGAGCAUUUUCGAGUAAUCAAGAAGCUAGGAGAGGGGUCAUACGGCAAAGUCAUGCUGGCUGUGCACAAAAAGAGAGGCACACCUAUGGCACUAAAGUUCUUCCCUCGCUGCUCUACGACUCUGCACACCUUUCUGCGUGAAUACAACCUCUCCCUCUCCUUCUGUACUCAUCCCUCUCUCACACGUGCCCUUGGAAUCUUUUUCUCUACGCCCUCCCACUAUAUCUUCGCCCAGCAGGCUGCUCUCUAUGGAGAUCUCUACGAUGUCAUUGUGUCAGAUAUUGGGGUGAGCGAGGUGCAGGCUCAGAGUGUGAUGUCCCAGUUAAGUGGUGCUGUGUCUUACUUGCAUUCCCUGGGCUUUGUACACCGUGAUAUUAAACCAGAGAACGUGUUCCUAUGUGCUCCGAACUGUCGCUGGGUCAAACUAGGUGACUUCGGUCUCGUACGUCCUCACAGCACCCAAGUACGUGCCGUCUGGUACGAAUCCCCUUUCUGCGUGCCUGAAGUCGAACAGGCCAAGCACAAGAAGAAAGAAAGUGCAGGAAACCAAAAGAAAGAGGAAGUAGAGUAUAUCUGGAUGCCAGUGGAGCCCAGUUUGGAUAGCUGGGCCCUGGGGAUCCUCACAUACUGCCUGCUUACCAGUUGUUUCCCCUGGGAGGAGAGCACAUCAGAUGACCCAGGUUACCGCCAGUUCUGUAACUGGUUCAACAAUGUUAAAGAAAAGGAAGAGAGGGACAUGGGACAGAAAAGGCGAACGAACAGGAAGAAGAGAGGACGGGACAAUGGGGAGGAGGAGGAGGAGGAGGAGGCAGCAGUGGCCGUACCUUCUCAGUUUGAAUCUUUAAGCACUUUAGCUCUCACUUUGCUCAGGAGACUGCUGCACCCACUGCCCUUGCACCGUGCCAUGCCUGAUGAAAUCCUCUCCUACCUCGGGGGACCCUGGCUUCUGAAAACAGAAAAAGAAGAACAGAGGAGACAGCAGGAGGCACAGGAGGAAGCCAGGAAAAUAAUAGGUGGAGGAGGAAUAGAGAAAGAUGUCGAGAGGGAAAGGAAAAGGGAGAGAUAGAAAGACAGGCUGCUGUCAAAAAAUAUUUUUUAUAUUUUGUCCCUCAUCAAAAAAUUCCUGUGCAGGGAUUGGCUAAGGAUGGCUCAUGUGACAUAAAAUAAUUCCGCCACUGAUUAAGCAAUGUAUCUUGUGACAUUAAAAAAAAAAAUGGAUAUAGUAUGAGUCAGUCAUGGUGUACCCCAGUGGCGAACCAUUACUAUUAGAGCUGGGACUUGAGCUCGGCCAAAACUUAGCCAGACACCAAAAAAGCAACAGGGCAAAGGAUUUUGUAAGGGAUUAGUGGCAGGCUGCCAGGUCGCUCCAUUGUGUGUAGCUGUCGAUGUUGAUUUUAAAAGUAACUAAGUAAAUUACACAGGGAAAUGAAUACUUAAGCCUGAGUGAAAAAUAUUGUGGUGAGCGUACAGCAUGGAAGAAAAGUCUGGAGACAGAAAUCUUAGUUUCUCGGUUCUUAGCCUGUGCUAUUUGCUCUUGAUAGCACUGACUUGACUGCUUUAUUAGCAUUCGCUAACACUACUGAUGAACGCUACACCGGCUGGACGGUGAGUUCACUGCUGUGCUGACGGCGCCGAGUCGCAGUUAAGCUCACGCUGGCCUUCGAGAAGGGCUAGGGCGAUACGUUUUUGGUCCCUCCCACUAUAAAUCAAAAUCUGAUUGGUUAAUUCAUCUGUCACUUCCUACAUAAACAUACACUGCCAUGGCCUUCUGUCACGGCAAUGAAGUCCUAACCAAUGAGUGAGCAGCUCUAAACUCUUCUCAGCCUAGACACAACAAACAAAAAAAUCUCAUUGGAUAACUAGAUUUUAAUAUUUUCAGGACAGUAACCCUUUCAUUCCUGAAGCAAAUUUGAUAGAAAAUGAGGCUGAAUUAGAAUUAGAAGAGAAUAAGUUUAAUGAAAUUAUGAAUGAAUGAAAGCAACUAAAUAUAACAUUUGAAAUGCUGAUAUGUUUGGGCCUCCUCUGAAGGCCAAGAAGGCCCUGAUGGUUCCCUUCUGGUAUAUCCUGGAUAUAUAGGGUGACCAGAUUUCCCUAGUCUGAAACCGGGACACUUUUGCGUGCGACCAUGCUCGUGCACGCACACCUUUUUUUUACGUAAACGUGACACUCAGGUGCUCUUAUCAUUUUGUUGAAGCUCACAUUUAUCAACAUCUCACAUGAAAUAAAACAAACAGGCAUUUUGUUAUCUAGUAGCAUAGUGGUAUACAGAUCAGUUAAAUUAUGGUCAGACAACAGAUUUUGUAAUGGCUGAGAAUAGGCCAGGCUAUGUCCAUAGGCCAAAUUUAAACUGAUUUAUUUCACCUGUUUGUGAGAACACCAAGAAGAAUGGAUAUGCACAUGUAGGCUAUAUCUCUAAAAUUGUAUGCACUAUAGCAUGAACUUAAAAAGUAGAUAUGUAACCUCAACCUAGCCUAGGUCAGAAUCAACCUUACUAACCAUUCCCCACAACUGAAUGAAUAAAGCAAGAAGAUGUGUACAAAAGUGAACACUUUAAUGGAAGGUGCAACAAGCUGUUCAACACAGCAAUAUGGCCAAACUGUCAGAAUGGUAUGUUAAACAGAAACAAAAAAGAGACAAGUGAUUUGAGAAUAUACACUCAAACAAAACAGCAAUAAAGGAGGAGAGGGGCGACAGCCCGAGGAAAGCCCCCACAGGAGCGCACAUCAUUUGCACCAUAGGCUACCCAACUCAGUACAAGAACAAAGCACAGGAACAAAGCUAAGGCGACUGUCAAUCCACCCACCCUAAACAAAAUGCAUUAGUCUACAUAUAUUUACAAGAAGAGUGAUCCGUUUUAAUGUGAUCCUGUAUAUCGGCGUUACCACCGUGGGCUGCGGAGAAGGAACACUUACAGUGUGUGCAGUAGGCUUCGAGCGCAUUGUUCUGCACCUCUCGGAGGAAGGGGUAGGUGCCCUGUAAAUCUUUGGAAAAGGUACAUUUUCUUUUCAGCAUCAUUGCUGCGGCAUUACUGCUGCUAGCUGCUAGACAAAGAACAUUCGCGCCAGUUAAUGUUUAUUUUAUUGUUGCAUGGCAACACGUUCUGUUGUCUGGAAUAAUGUGGCUAAAUAAACACCCAUGCCACAGGGCCAGGGGGCAGUGACCAGGAAAGUUUGUGAUUCCUGUCAAUUCAUCAAAAUAGUAAAUGCAGACAUUUCUCCGCUAAUGAUUCCCACACUGCUCAGUCGCAAACGUCGCGAGUGGCGAAAACCGGGACAUAUCCGUGUCCUGACAGACUUUUGUCGGGACUCGGGACACACAACCCCAAAUCGGGACUGUCCCGGUAAAACCGGGACGUCUGGUCACCCUAUGGAUAUACCAUGAACUGAUGUCACAAUUUCAAGCUAUACAGCCGACUCAAGUCACAGCUGUGGCUCCGCUAGCGUUUCUGUGUGUAUCAUGAUCAUGUCUAGCAAGGCAGGUGAUAACAUGGUACAUUGCAAAUAUGCAGGUCGAAGGUCACGCUGAUGUAAACAACAAGCAUGGCUGCCUCCACUGAGUUUAUGUUGAGAUUCAAUCUUAACACUUUUAGUUUGGGAUUUUUUGAUGAGGGAUAUAAAUCAAAUAUACCAUGCACUGAGAGGUUCCGGUAAUUAUGGAUUCUCUUCAGUGACUGGCAUACAGAGUUGGACAAAGUACCCAAUUUCAUUACUUAAGUCAGAGUACAGAGCCCACUGGUCAAAUGUUACUCCGAUACAAGUGAAAGUUGUACAGUCAAAUUUUUACUUACGUUAAAGUACUGAAGUACUUGAUUUUAAAAAUACUUAAGUAUUAAAAGUACAUUUUCUGUCAAUGCAUUGUUGUAUUAUUGCCACAACGCUUACAAAACCUAACGCCGCUACCAAAGACAGAAAUGUGAAUUCACAAAAUGAACGCAUGUUGUGCCACCACGGUGGUUUAACGUUAAGCUAGCUAGUCUGUGAAGCUCCAUCUGACAUGCUAGCAAACUCUUUUCAAACUCAAAAUCAUAUUGGGUAGCUAACGUUACUAGAAAAGAAAUAUUUCUACAUUCUGUUUAUUUGGCAAGAUUAUGCUAAAACAUAUUUCUGAAAGCACUUCAGAUAACAUUCAGUUAACGUUAUUCAUGUUGGCGUAACUCCAUUUUUUACAUGCUGACUAACAGUGUCCAAGUUAACUAGCUAUGUGUAAACGUGGACAAGGCUAGGGCAAAUGCAUAGAAAGUCAUUUGACUAACCAGACUGCAUAGCUAUUGCAACAUUAUCGCUAGCUCUAAAAACACAGACAACUUCAUUACAAGCUUUCUCUUGGAAUAAAAUGUUUAUAUACCUCAGUAUGCUUCCGCAGGUUGAACGGUGAGUUUUUGUAGGCCAUGAUGUGGUUUGAUUUGGCAAACAAAGCAAACAUUUAAAACGAAAUGAAUCUUUAAUCCUUUCAGAAAACUGAAACACAGGUUCAUGGGCCAUGAGUGCAUGCAUUCCCCAGAAGAACCGCCUCCUUCCUUUCUGCCAUCAACUGAUCGUGUUUAAAUAAUCCUGCUGAGGAAUCAUUGAUCUUGAUUUUAUCCAGUCUAUGGACGUGCCAUGACCCUAGUGAUUACUGACAGGCUGUCUCAGUGUCACCUGCGAAAAAACGAAUCAUGUUUUAGAAAAGAAAAGAAAAAAACAUCCACUUUCAAAGCUGCUUCAUAGUAACAAGUAACGAGGACCUUGAUAGAAAUGUAGUGGAGUGAAAAGUAUGAUAUUUGUCUUUCAAAUGUAGCGAAGUUAAAGUCAUAAGUUUCCAAAAAAAAGAAUACUCAAGUAAAGUACAGAUACUCAAAAAGUGUACUUAAGUACAGCACUCAAGUAAAUGUACAUCGUUACUGUCCACCUCUGUUGGCAUAGUACUAUUUCCUUUGGGGCUAUGCCCCUCACAAAAUCGUACUACGCCAGUCACCUCAGAGAAUCUAUCAUUUCAACCGGAGCCUCUCAGUGCAUGGUAUAUUUGAUUACCGACUAGUGUUUGUAUUAUGUAUAGUAACGUCAUCAGACUGUAGUGUGACUUAUGUAUAAGUGUGAGCCAUGUUGAUAGAUGAAAAAAAUUUUUAUAUAUGAUAUACAAAUAUGAAUAUACAUUAUAAUCAGAUGAUUUUGAGAAAUGCAUGCCACAGAGUUGCCAUGGCAACUAUGUACUAAUUCAGCUACAGUAAUUGUACCAAAUGUAUGCAGGAACAUUUAUACAUACUGUAUAUUUUUACAAACUAACUUGGCCUAAGCAAAAACCUUGGGUCAGUUAGCACUGUCGCCUCACAGCAAGAAGGUUCUGGGUUCGAGCCCAGCGGCCGACAAGGGCCUUUCUGUGUGGAGUUUGCAUGUUCUCCCCGUGUCUGCGUGGGUUUCCUCCGGGUGCUCCGGUUUCCCCCACAGUCCAAAGACAUGCAGGUUAGGCUAACUGGUGGCUCUAAAUUGACUGUAGGUGUGAAUGUGAGUGUGAAUGGUUGUUUGUCUCUAUGUGCCAGCCCUGUGAUGACCUGGAGACUUGUUCUCGCCCAUAGUCAGCUGGGAUAAGCUCCAGCUUGCCUGCGACCCUGCACAGGAUAAGCGGUUACGGAUAAUGGAUGGGCAGUUGAAAAGUAUUUGUAUUUUUCAUGACAUGUUGACUUUUGUAUGUUAUAUAGUAUGAUGUUGAAAUAAUGUAUAACUUCACACAUGCUGAAAUUGCACUAGUUUGUUUAGCUGGAACUAGAAUAUUGUAAAGCAGCUGAUGGAUACACCAACUUGAUGGAUGGCUCCACAGCAAAUAAAGAAUAAAAAUAUGACUAUGGCGGGAAAUACUUGGCAGUCGGAAGUACUGGUGUUAAUAGCGAGGAAUUCACGAGCUCGUUGAACAUGCAAACUGACUCUAACGUGGUUCCUUCUGUAGACACCAUUGCUGAGGGCAGCUGAUCUAAAAUUACUGGUACAAACAAAACCUAGGUCUAUUUUUAAUGAGGGAAUUUUAAGAUACCUGAGAAUUUUCAGAUGGCUAGUACUUAUUUUUAUUAUUAUUAUUAAUUUUUUUAAAUUAGAGAUUUAUUUAACCUUACCUUUAAACAAUGUGCAAUAUUUUCCAGAACAGGUACAAAUGUUUCAGAUGAGUUUGUAUCGAAAAGUUUAAUUCUGUGUCUAAUAACUGUGAAUUUGUUAUUGAAUGUUUGAUGUACGGAGUGCAACUUCAUUUAUGUCUAUAAUG